UUGAGUUUCUCCAAAGCAGAAUAUCACCGGCUAAUUUCGAAUAGACGUUGGCAUAGUACAAAUUUAUUAUGCAUUUUUAAUUCAAAACAGUUUUCAAUUUUUACCAAGAUAGGAUUUCGUCGAAUUCUAGUUCCAAAAACUUCGCCGGCCUUUUUAUUUCAAUGACAUCCCUGAGCAGACAUUGAGAGAAAGUUUGCUUUAUGUUUUGCGGGCACUACUACACUUGUUUUUUGACCAAAAAAGUUCAUCGGUGUCGAACCAGCUAUUUAACAGUUUAACAAUUCGAUAACAGUGGGAGGAGAUUAAACUUGAAUAGAGCUCAGGAAACUUUGGUAAACACAAACAAGUAGGUAAACAGAAAGUUCAUUGGAAAAACCGAUAAAGAAAACAGGGCCAAGCACUGCACGCUGCGGCUCCCCUCUAUCGAUAGAUUGAAUUUGAUACAAGUUGCCCUUUUCCUGCCUUAUUUCAACAUACUGCUUACGAUUUGUCAAGAGCGAUCUGAACCAGUCUAGAGCUAUUAGACAAAAUCCGUAUUGUUCCAUCCUAUUCAGAAGAAGUUUUUGGUUCAUACAAUCAAACGUCCUGCUACGAUCACCGAAUAUCCCAGCUGUAACAUAUGUAUAAAAAACAUACUUCCAGAAAAGCUCUUAAUUACAUCUAGAAAUGAAUUUUUCUUCAAGUUGGAAAACAUAUUAGUGACUUAAAGAAUGAUAAUGAGCGUCCAAUAUGGGUUACUCUCUCUUUAAAAGAUACUGUAACAAAGUUCUUAUCCACCACAGGAUAACCGAACUUAUUUUUUUCUUUUUUUAUCCACAGCUAAAUGUUUCACUAUAUCUGCAAAUUAUUUAUCUAACCUUGAACCUGGCCUAUAUAAAUAUCGCUUUUGUUACGGGAGAAAAUAAAGAUACGAAGACUAAAUAGAAUUGGCAAGCAGGUUUAUGCGUUUUGAGGUGUUCAGCAGGACCCCUCCUCUUUGUGCAGAGCUCUACAGCGAAAUCUACGCCACUGGACACACUGCAAUAAGUUGUGUUAAAAUCGACACUUUGAAAAAUCCUACGAAAUCCUAUCUUACGAUUCGGUUAUCUUUAAUGAACCAUCUCGAUUUAUUAAAUUUCGAAUUAAUCUCGCCGAAAUUCUUAAAGACGCCAUAAAAACGUCGUGCAAAUAAAGUAAAACAUAUUAAUUUCGCUGGAUUUCAUUCCGGCCCGUCUUCGUCGAAACUAAACGGUCCCGACACGCGCGACUCCUGCAAGUGUAGCAGCAGGAUUCAGGGGCGGGUGUUCCUGCGACCCGCCUACGCAUUUUCCCGCCCAUUUCUGCCUGGAUAUCGCCCCAGCAGGAUUGCCAGUCCUUUUCGCGCGCUUGCGACGCUUGCAAGUGGUCAGGGUGGGAAGUAAUUUUUUAUCAUAGCUGUAAUAUGUAAUGCUCAUGUGAUUUUGUUUUUUUGUUCGUCGCUAGCCGUCGUUUGGUGUGAAUGUAGGUCGCGGAUUUUUAACGUAUAGUGAAAUCGACGCGUACACAAAGGAUUAGCCAUGCUGAAAUUUCUCUUUGGAUUCUUCAUAUUGAUUAGUUUUGGAUCAUGCAGGAAACAUCCGGAGCCUUACUACGGAACAAAAAUCGGCCCUUUAGUCGAGUUCGCCCACAGGAUCAAGGGAACGGUGUACGCAGUCGACGAGAGCACAAUUUUCAUAAAAGGUUUUUCCUACGACGGAACAGGUCCCGAUGCCUUUUUCUGGAUCGGGAACUCGCCGAGGCCGAGUCCCGAGGGAAUGAUUAUACCUUAUCCCGAAGACUAUCGUGGAAGGGAUCCGCCUGUACUAAAGGCUCACAACAACACGGACAUAAUCCUCAGAUUGCCGAAUGGGAAACGAAUUAGAGAUAUACGAUGGCUGUCCGUAUGGUGCCGACGAUUUACGGUUGAUUUCGGAGAAGUUUUCAUCCCACCAAACUUAGAAGUUCCGAAGCCACGCGUCUUGCCCGAAUUCAAGAGGUUAGCGCACGGUCUCCGUUCCGACAAUAUCAGCGUUUUGGACGCCAAAACAUUUUACAUUCCCAAUUUACAUUAUGACGGUGCCGGUCCGGAUGCGUAUUUUUGGGUUGGCAAUGGAUCUGAACCUUCGGCGUUUGGAAUCAAGGUACCAAAUGAGAUGGGUUCGUUGGAACCUCUACGAGGCUAUCUCGGUGAGGAUAUAGAGAUACAGCUUCCCGGCUCAUUGACGGUGUACGACAUAGAUUGGUUGGCUGUAUGGUGCGUUCAGUACAGACACAACUUUGGACAUGUAAUGAUACCGAAAGACCUCGAUGUUCCUCCCGCAUUAGGGCAAACUAAAAUAUCCACCACAUCAACUCCGAUGCCGGCUUCAACAAAUUGCCGAGAGUUUUUAAACAAACGGUUACAAGUGCGAUGGCUGAUGCAAGGUGAACAAGUCGAAAUUAUUUUAUCGGCUAAAAUAAGCGAAGAUAAGUACAUUGCUUUCGGCAUUUCGGGAGCGGAUAACAAAGCACAAAUGGUGGGGGGAGACGUCACGGUGGCCUACUACGACAAAACGACCGAAACUUUUCACGCAGUGGACUACUAUAUUUCACACGCAUCACAGUGCGAUGGAAAAUCAGGGGUAUGUCCGGAUGAACGCAUCGGAGGUCGAAACGACGUCACUCUACUUUCCGGGGAAAGGACAAACGGAAUUACCACAAUACGUUAUGUAAGGCCACUUCACACCAACGAGGCGAUCAACGAUAGAGCUAUACCGGAUGACGGUUCUAUUGGGGUGAUCGCUGCUUUUGGACCUCUCAAUUCUAGAAUGGAAGCGAACGCUCAUAUGCAGAAAGACAGAACGAAAGAGGAGGAAAGUAUUGACUUCAGCGACCGAUACGACCAUCAGUGUACGAUCACUCUAGACGAACUACCGCAAGAAUAUGACGUCACUCCGUGGCCUCCAGCUAGCAUAAUAGGAGAAAAUGUGUUUUAUGUUAAAAUCGGACCGAGCGGCGGCCAAAGGGGAUUUUCUCCAAAAACCGGAUUACCAUCUUGGGGCAUAGUGUUCUACAUCAACGACCAACUAAGUCCAGAUUUGACCGUGGAGAGAGGUCAAAUGUACACGUUUGUGGUUGAAACCGGCGAACAUAACAGCAAUCCAGCACGUUACCACCCUCUGUACAUAACAGACUCGAACGAAGGCGCUUACGGACAACAGACCCCGGAACAAAGAAGUGAACAAACCAUUUAUGCCGGUGUAGACUUCGACAAAGACGGAAAUCCGAAUCCAACAGUGACAGGACGCUAUUGCGAGUGGGCACAUAAGAGUGUUGAUAUGGCCUUAGAAUCAGAAACCUUUGAAGAUUAUAUGAAAACACUGAGAUUGGAAUGCGAUCAAGGCGAACCUGCCACCUUGAACUGGACAGUACCUAUGGAUGCCCCAGAUUUGUUGUACUAUCAAUGCUAUAGUCACAGUUUCUUGGGUUGGAAAAUUCACGUGGUUGAUCCGGGUUAUAUCUCGGAACAGAAUGGAGACGCCAAAGCCAGCGCAACUGCUCCGAGACAUCUAAGAAUAACAACACUCUUUCUAAGCUUGUGGGUAAUACUAAAAGCGUGCAACCAAUGGUUUAUUUUCUAACAUUCCUACGUCAUUUAAAUUUACCGACAAUAAUUUUUAAUCGAUAAUAAUUUUGAUCGUUGUGUACAAAUAUUGACGUCGAAGACAUGUUUCAUCGCAAAAAAUGCAAACGAUAAAUAAUUCAUGUGAUGAACGACAAUAUGUAGUUCAACUUUUCGUACUAUACAGGGCGACUCGCAGUGAGUGGCUGUUAGAGAUGCACAACAUUUAAGAUAAAACCUUGAACGUAGUGUUUAAAAAAAGAUUUUGCAUAUAAAUACUAAGAACAAUUAAUUUUUUGACUAAUUGAUUAUUGACUUUCAAAACACAUUCUAUAUAGUUUUAGCACCUUAAAAUUUAAAUAAAUAUAGUUUAUAAGGAGUAAGACCGGAAGAUAAAAGAGGUAUAUAGGUCAUGUGCAAUAGAAACAAAUUUCUCCUACUGUGCUGCCAAUGUGAUUGUAGUGUGAAAUAAAUGUUACCGCCAAAAUAUGAAAAUAUGUAGUAACUAUCAUUUUCAAGAGUUGUAUGAACUAAGCAAUUUCACCUUAUGAUAGUUUUCUUCUAUAUAAGGGCCAAUAAACAUAUUAUUGUUUAGAUUUUCAUAUAUUUAAAAAAUUAAAUAACAAAGUUUCAAGCGUAUUCUCAAUUUUUAAUAAAUAAUAAAUUACAAAGUAGAAUAUACGUACAGGCUCAUCUAAAUACGGGAAUCUAAAUAUAAUAUAAUAAAUAUAAAUAAAAUUUGAUUUUAGACCAGCAGCGAAAGCUAAUACACGAAAUAAAUGAAAACUUAAAAAAAGACCACUUUGUAAAAAGAGAAUUCUGAAACCGUUAUCACCAUUAAUGAGUAACAUUUAAAAUGAAACGCCGCUAUGCUCUAA
This is a messenger RNA of Cylas formicarius (sweet potato weevil), 4476 nucleotides long. RefSeq names its product protein Skeletor, isoforms B/C. The transcript has 11 exons. The coding region runs from base 1536 to 3617 and encodes 693 amino acids. Lineage: Eukaryota; Metazoa; Arthropoda; Insecta; Coleoptera; Brentidae. The record is from RefSeq and is a predicted model, not a curated record.